Molecule: messenger RNA, 2149 nt
Organism: Amaranthus tricolor (Joseph's coat)
Lineage: Eukaryota; Viridiplantae; Streptophyta; Magnoliopsida; Caryophyllales; Amaranthaceae
Product: elongator complex protein 4
Exons: 9
Coding region: 555-1643 (362 amino acids)
Biological process (GO): tRNA wobble uridine modification
Cellular component (GO): elongator holoenzyme complex; cytoplasm; transcription elongation factor complex
Source: RefSeq, a predicted model, not a curated record
AGAAUAAAUUAGAUAAACAUUAGAGUUAGUGCGUGAAUUUUUAUAAAACUUUGACUACCAUGUGAAAAACCUAAUCCCUCGUGAUUACCAUGUGGAAUUUAGAUUGGCCACCCCUGAACCGAUUUCUCUAACCUAAUUCGCAUCUUUAAUUUCUUCUCCCUAAUUGAAAUUCUCCCUAACCCAUAUCUUCCCCGUUUUCCCUUUUUUUCUCUUUCGACAUAGUGCGCACAGAGUACUUGCAAGAAUUAUCAACUGAUUUUUUAAUUUUCUCAUUGUUUUCGAUUUUUCACAAACUGAUUUUUGAUUUUUCUUCACCGGAGUCUUCUUCUACCUGUGAUUUGUGAAUGUGCUGGGUACAAAGGCUUGGAAUCUUACAAAGGAAUUUUUAGAGUUUUUUUAUUGUUUAUGCUCGGCAGGAAAUCUGGGAUAUUGCAAGUCUACAAUUUGCUCUAUUGUUGAGUUACGAAACAAUUGAUCUUUUUUGCUUCUCAUUGAGGAGUCUGAUUUUCUAAGCUAUUGCGGUACUGGCCACGAGCUGUUUCAGGUGAUCAAUCAUGGCGAUGAGCACCAAGGUUCGAACCAGCAGCUUCUCUCGCAACCCAAUGGCUGGUCCCAUCUCCAAAGUUCCAGGCUUUAAACCUGGACCAAAUGGCGUCGUUUUCGUCUCUUCUGGCAUACCUGACCUUGACAGAAUUUUGGGAGGUGGGUUUGCUUUGGGAAGCUUAAUUAUGGUAAUGGAGGAUCCAGAAGCACCUCAUCACAUGUUAUUAUUGAGGAAUUAUAUGGCGCAAGGAUUGAUGCAUAAUCAGCCUCUUUUAUAUGCAAGUCCAUCCAAAGACCCUAAAGGGUUUUUGGGUACUUUGCCUAAUCCAAUUCCUCCAAAAGAUGACAAGCCGCAUGAUCAUGGCACAGAACAGGAUAAGGAUCUGAGAAUUGCUUGGCAGUAUAAGAAAUAUUCUCGGGAAAGUCUACAGGGCCAUGAUAUUAGAGAUUCUGAUCAUGAAUACUGCAACACUUUUGAUUUGCGAAAACCUUUGGAGAGACAAUUUCUUGCUGGAAAGCACAUUGACUGUGUGAGCACUCUAGAUUUGACUCUGGACAUACUUCAUCAGCGAUGCUCGACAUUUUUAGCCCAAAACUCAAGAAGUGAUAGUAGCAUAUCUUGUGCCGGUCGUAUUGCUAUUCAGUCAUUCUGUGCACCGCAGUGUGGAUAUUUUGACAAGGACUGGGAUAUGCUUGCUUUUGUAACGGCUUUGAAAAGAAUGGUUAGGGAAUCAAAUGCAGUUGCCGUUAUAACGUUUCCACAUUCUCUACUGUCGUCAUCCUUCUCCAAAAGAUGGCAGCAUUUUGCUGAUACCCUCAUUUCAGUCAAAGCAAUAGCAGACGAGGACAAGGAAUUAGAGCAGCUGCUUACUGGAUAUAAAGAAAUGGUUGGUUUCCUCGGCAUACAUAAAGUGGCUAGGAUCAACACUCAGGUACCUUUGGUUUUAGAGGCGUCGACAUUUUCAAUCAAGCUUCAUAAACGAAGGUCGUUGGUUUUCGAAUGUCUAAAUCAAGCGCCCAUUGAUGGUUCAAGUGGUGCCUCGUAUGGCACUUCUAGUAGCUGUUCUGCUUCUGCUAAACAAGGAUCUCUUGACUUCUAGACCUUCUAUUGUGAUUGACUACUGCCAUUUCUUGGCCUGUUCGCCAAAUCUCAUGCUAUACUUGCUAGAACAAAUAAUAGUAAGAAACAUUUGGAUGGAAUCUUCGCUUAUCAUUCUCCAAAACCACUCGAUUCUAUAACGGUGGUUUCCCUUUUUUUAAAGUGAAUGCGGCAAUAUCAGGAUCCUCGACGUUGAGGUUAAGGCACAGACACACGAAGUCCGUGGCAUUGGUGACUGGCGUAUUUUGAAGUGCGGGUCAAGACGUGAUGUGGUUCAUAAUGUAGUGUCACUUCAUCCUCUUAGCAUGCUUUCAGAUACAUGUCUACCUUUAUUCUAUGGAAGCAAAUUCUUUUUUGGGGUCUGUUUUUAGAUCUCGUUGACAUAGGUUCUGAGAUUUAGAACAUGUAUACUUGAUUUUAGUAUUGGUAAGAGAUAGGAAGCUAAAAACUUUAGUGUUGUAUGCAAAAAUUUAAAUUGUCUUGUCAGGUCGGAUCAGAUUAUUUUAA